UUGUUGGUACUAUUUUAUGUGGGCGAUGUAAAAACAAACAUACAAAUAAAGAAAAUGGCGGCAUUUGUAAGCAGAGCAAGAGCAGCUUCUCUCUGCUUAAAAUUUCAAUCUUUAACUACCAAAAGAAGUAGCAACCAAGCUCACUUUUUCAGAAUUCAUGCUUCUCAAUUCAUGGAUGAUGACCACAAGCUCUACAAACAAUUGGGUUUGUUUUCUUUGAAAAAGAAGAUUGAAGAUGCUGUUCUUCGGGCUGAGAACUCAGCACGGCCAGCGCUGGAUCUUGAGGAAGCUAGAUGGAUCAGGCAAGAAGAAGUGAUGCGUGAGAGUGACCUUUGGGAUGACCUUGUCAAAUCUAGUGAAAUUCUUGGUAAACUGGCUCAUAGUGCAAAAGCUGUUGAUGCUCUUAAAGACCUAAAGUAUAAGGCUGAAGAGGCAAAGCUGAUUUCACAGUUGGCAGAUGUGGAAGGCAUCAAUUACUCACUUCUUAAGCAAGCUUAUAGUGCAUCUUUAGCUGUAAACAAAAUAUGGGGUCAGUAUGAGAUGGUGAAUCUUCUUAAGGGGCCAUAUGACACUGAGGGAGCGUCUUUGAUUAUUAAAGCUGGAUCCGAAAGCCUUAAAGCUGAGAUGUGGGCAAAAGAUCUUCUGAACAUGUAUGUCAAAUGGGCCAAAAAGCUAGGUUGCAGAAGCAGGCUAGUUGAGAAGCAUCCUUCUAUAUCUAAUUACGAUGGUAUCAAGUUGGCGACUGUUGAGUUUGAAUUUGAGUGUGCUUAUGGCUAUCUUUCAGGAGAGAAGGGUAUUCAUAACAUGAUAAAUUUGCAGAGUGGUUCUGCUUACAAUGAGGUAAGCUCAGCAUGUGUGGAUGUAAUUCCUCUUUUCCUCGGAAGAAUGUAUGACCUGAAAAUCAAGGACGAUGAGUUAAUCAUCUCACCCCCUUUGCUUAGCAAGGAGAAGACCCCAACAAAACCAACAGUGUGCAUUCAGCAUAUUCCUACCGGCAUAACGGUGCAAUCCUCAGGUGAGAGAAGUUACUUGGCGAAUAAGAUAAAGGCUCUUAACCGAUUAAAAGCUAAACUCCUCGUGAUUGCGGAAGAGGAAAAGAAUUCCGAUAUGAGCAAAGAUUCCGAUUUAGAAGCGUGCCAUAAAGAAAUCAGGAGGUAUAUUUCUCAUCCUUACAAGUUAGUACAAGAUGUAAAAACGGGCAUCCAAUUGCCCGACUUAAACUCUAUUUUGGAUGGAAAUAUUGAAGCUCUUAUUAGAGCUCAUAUUAAAAGUAGAUGUACAAACUGAAUAGGCAAUUGUUAUAUAUUAUUGUUUUUCCUCUG
Molecule: messenger RNA, 1322 nt
Organism: Mercurialis annua (annual mercury)
Lineage: Eukaryota; Viridiplantae; Streptophyta; Magnoliopsida; Malpighiales; Euphorbiaceae
Product: peptide chain release factor PrfB3, chloroplastic
Exons: 6
Coding region: 55-1287 (410 amino acids)
Biological process (GO): translational termination
Molecular function (GO): translation release factor activity
Source: RefSeq, a predicted model, not a curated record